UCGUCUCGUUUCUCUAAAAACACAUUUCCUCGUCUCCUCUCUCCUCGCAUAGUUUCCUUGCGUCUCUCUAAAUCGUGAGGAAGUGACGAAAGAGAGGGAACGUGGACGCACAUAAGUGUGGAUGAGCCCACAGCCUGAUGUAUACACGGAGAGACGUGUCUCCGUCAGCAUGAAGUCCACAUGGCGGCCGUCCUCUCUGCUGCUGCUCUUACAGCUCAGCUGUGCGUCUCUUCACGGAGGCAGCAAGCCCAACUUUGUCCUGAUCAUGGUGGACGACCUGGGGAUUGGAGACCUGGGCUGCUACGGCAAUGCAACCCUGAGGACCCCCAAUAUUGACCAGCUGGCGCGGGAGGGUGUGAAGCUGACCCACCACAUCGCCGCAGCGAGCCUCUGCACUCCCAGCAGGGCGGCGUUUCUCACAGGACGAUACCCGAUACGCUCAGGUGUAGCUGGUCAUAACAGACCUGGUGUCUUUUUAUUCAACGCCGCCUCUGGAGGUCUUCCCAGCCAAGAGGUGACCUUUGCUAAUAUUGCAAAGCAACAGGGCUAUGAGACGGCUCUCAUCGGGAAAUGGCACCUCGGACUUAACUGUGAGAGCAGUGACGAUCACUGCCACCACCCCAGCAUCCAUGGCUUUAACUAUUUCUUUGGUAUCCCCGUAACCAACCUGCGAGACUGCCAGCCUGGACACGGCACUGUGUUCCAGAUCCAUAAGUACUUACCGUACAGGACACUGGCCAUUGUCCUGGUCAGUGCAGCCUCACUCCACUACAUGGGCGUCCUCAGCAUGCGCAGAGGGCUGGUUGUGAGCCUGCUGUGUCUGUCGGCCCUGGUCACAGGUCUGACAGCAGGAUUCAUCAUGAUGAUGCCGUACCUCAACUGUGUUCUCAUGAGGGACCACAGAGUUGUUGAGCAGCCGUUCACGUCUGAAAACCUGACACAGAGGAUGACUCAUGAGGCAGUGGACUUCAUGGAGAGGAACUCGGCGGGGCCGUUCCUGCUGUUUUUCUCUUUCAUCCAAGUGCACACGGCCAUGUUUGCCUCAGCAGCAUUCAGAGGAACGAGCCGUCACGGCAUCUAUGGGGACGCGGUCCAUGAAGUGGACUGGAGUGUCGGUCAGAUCAUGCAGACUCUGGACAGACUAGAGCUGAGAGAAACCACUCUGGUUUACCUGACUUCAGACCAGGGGGCCCACGUGGAGGAAAUCUCUUCCACAGGGGAGGUCAACAGAGGAUGGAACGGAAUAUAUAAAGCAGGGAAGUCCACUAAUUGGGAGGGAGGGAUCCGGGUCCCGGGAAUUCUGCAUUGGCCGGGGAGCAUCCCCAGCGGCAGACAGGUAGACGAGCCCACCAGCAACAUGGACCUGUUUCCUACGGUGGUGCGGCUCAGCGGAGUGUCUGUCCCAGAGGACCGGGAAAUAGAUGGUCAUGACCUCAUGGAUCUGCUCUGGGGGAGAGUUGAGAGGUCGACCCACGAAUUCCUGUUCCAUUAUUGCAACGUCUACUUGAACGCAGUUCGAUGGCAUCCCCGAAACAGUAGCUCAGUGUGGAAAGCCUUUUACUUCACACCAAACUUCUACCCGGAGAAUGAGACAGCCUGUUUCCACACACACGCCUGCUUCUGCUCAUCGGACUAUGUGACCUACCACGACCCUCCGCUGCUCUUCGACCUCACGAGGGACCCGUCGGAGACCACGCCGCUGACUCCCGACACCGAGCCGGCCUUUCACGCUGUCCUGGCCGCGAUGGAGGAGGCGGCAGAUGCGCAUCGGAGGUCGGUGAAGCCUGUGGAGAGCCAGAUGUCGGUGUGGAACCUGAUCUGGAAGCCCUGGCUGCAGCCCUGCUGCUCCACGCUCGCACAGCUCUGUCAGUGCCAGCAGGAGGAAGAGGACGUGGGCGGGGCUACAACAGAGGAUCAUUCCAGUUAACAAUGCACACCUGCAAACUCCAAAAACGCAGAUUUUAGUCUCGACCGAGUCAUUCGGACCAUUUUAAAGCCAACUUCCUGAUGUGUUUUGUUAGCUUAACUAGCUAGCAUACGCUCAGUUACCUGCUGGUACAUGUUCUCAAGUGGACUUGGGUACACAUUUGAGGUCCUCUACUCGAGCAUUUCCAUUUUCUGCUACUUCAUCUCAGAGGGAAAUAUUGUACUUUUUACUGCACUACGUUUACACUUUAGAAAUAUAGUCAAUAAAACAAAUAUUAUUAUAUCAAUAAGGCUUUAUCUAUCCU
Molecule: messenger RNA, 2231 nt
Organism: Anarrhichthys ocellatus (wolf-eel)
Lineage: Eukaryota; Metazoa; Chordata; Actinopteri; Perciformes; Anarhichadidae
Gene: sts
Product: steroid sulfatase (microsomal), isozyme S
Exons: 10
Coding region: 122-1927 (601 amino acids)
Molecular function (GO): arylsulfatase activity
Source: RefSeq, a predicted model, not a curated record